AUGGCGCGGAGAGGGGGCCCCGGGCGCGUCUUCCUCCUCGCGCUGGUGCUUCUGCUCACCCUGCAGACCCCGGCGUCGGCCGCCAAGAAGCCCUGCGUGAUCUUGUUCCAGGACUUCCCGGCCAACCCUUUUGCUCUGCUCUCAACCAUCACCAGCGGCUUCAGUAUCCUCUACGAGUUCAGUGUCAUCCGCGGCCUCGCGCUGCAGAUCGACGAUGGAUUCCCGACGCUCCUCCAAAAGCUCCCCGGAGUGUUGAGGGUGAGCCCAGGCACCCUGCUCCGGCUCCGGACCACGCGCUCGUGGGACUUCCUCGGCCUCGCGGAGAACGGACGGGAAACCCCCGCUUGGUCGUCCGCAAACCUGGGUGCGGACACAAUCAUCGGCAACAUCGACACAGGCGUAUGGCCGGAAUCCCAGAGCUUCCAAGACGAUGGUUUUGGCGUCCCCAAGGGUUGGCGCGGCGUCUGCGACAGAGGCUGCGACCCGACCUUCCGCUGCAACAACAAGCUGAUCGGCGCGAGGUUCUUCAGCGCGGGUCUCCAGGCGGAGCUCUGGCUGGCCGGCGACCGGGGCAAGCUCCCGAGCCAGGAGGACCUGUCCUCGCCGCGGGACUACGUGGGGCACGGCUCGCACACGCUGUCCACCGCGGGCGGCUCCCACGUCCGGGGCGCCGGCGCCUUCGGCCACGGGACGGGCACGGCCGCGGGGGGCGCGCCGCGGGCGCGCGUGGCCGCGUACAAGGCGUGCUACGCGGCCGGCUGCUCCGACGUCGACGUCCUCGCGGCCGUCCUCGCGGCCGUCCUCGCGGCGGUGGCGGACGGCGUGCACGUGCUCUCCCUCUCCCUCGGCUCCGACGAGGCCUCCGACUACCUCUCGGACCCGAUCGCCAUCGGCACCUUCUUCGCGGUCCAGAGCGGGGUCGCCGUCGUGUGCUCCGCCGGCAACUGGGGCCCGCAGCCGGGAACGGUCACCAAUGUGGCCCCGUGGAUGUUCACGGUCGGCGCGAGCACCAUGGACAGGGACUUCCCGGCGUACGUCACCUUCGGCGGCAGCCUCACCAUCGAGGGGCAAAGUCUCGGGGCCAGUACUCUGCCCCUGGGCCAGGCGUAUCCGAUAGUCAGCGGGGAGAAUGCCAACGCCGCAAACCAGCCUGCCAGCAACUCGUCCUUGUGCUUGGCUGGCUCCCUGGACCCUGCCAAGGUGGCCGGCAAGAUCGUCGUCUGCGUCAGAGGCGAGAACAGCAGAGUCGAGAAGGGGCACGUGGUCAAGCAGGCGGACGGCGCUGGCAUGGUCCUCUGCAACGACGCCACCUCCGGGGACUCCGUCGUCGCGGACCCGCACCUCGUCGCGGCGGCGCACUGCUCCUACUCGCAGUGCGUCCGGCUCUUCGACUACCUCCGCUCUACCGAAAAUCCGUCGGGCUACAUCAAUGCGACGGACGCGAGUUUCGGCGUCAAGCCUGCGCCGGCGAUGGCGGACUUCUCGUCCCGAGGGCCGAACCCCGUGGCCCCUCAGAUCCUCAAGCCCGACAUCACCGCGCCAGGCGUCGGCGUGAUCGCGGCGUACAGCGGCGCGGUCUCGCCGACGGAGCUGCCGUUCGAUGACCGGCGCGGCGUCCCCUACAACAUAAUGUCCGGCACCUCCAUCUCGUGCCCCCACGUCGCCGGCGUCGCCGGCCUGCUCAGGACCAAGUACCCCUCCUGGAGCCCCGCCGUGAUCAAGUCGGCGAUCAUGACCACCGCGACCACCGUGGCCAACGACGGCAACCAGAUCCAGGACGAGACCGGCGCGGCAGCCACGCCGUUCAGCUACGGCUCCGGCCACGUGAAGCCGGUGGCCGCCCUGGACCCCGGCCUGGUGUACGACACCACCCUGGCCGACUACACAAACUUCCUCUGCUCGCUGAAGCUCACACACAACCCGGUCCAGGACCUCCAGGGCAGCCUUCCGGUCGGGCUCCCGAACCUCCACGUCAACCUCUCGGUCCUGGGCGGCCUCCUGCUCCCGCUGUUCAACGCCGCCGGCGAGCGGUGCGCGUGCAGCCGGGGCCCGUACGGCCGCCCCGAGGACAUGAACUACCCGUCCAUCGCCGUGUCUUGCCUGUCCGGCAGCGCCACGGUGAGGCGCCGGGUGAGGAACGUCGGCGCGCCCGGCGAGUACAGGGUCGCGGUGGUCGAGCCGGCGGGGGUCAGGGUGACGGUGGCGCCGGACGUGCUCGGCUUCGGGGUCGGCGAGGAGAAGGAGUUCACGGUGAAGCUGGAGGUCGUCGACGCGGAGGCGGCUAGCAACUACGCGUUCGGCAGUCUCGUGUGGUCGGACGAGAACGGGUCGGACGCGUACGGCUCGGGCGUCAGCAAGGCGCAUCGCGUACGGAGCCCCAUCGUGGUUAGGACAAAGUGUGGAUAGCAGAGUAUCAGAGUACGCGAACAGUGGCAAUGUACUUAGAGAUACUACUUUUCAAUUAUUCAGCCCGCAGAAUCUCAGAUACCGCUUCGUAUAUGCAUCUUUCCCUUUCUCCU
This is a messenger RNA of Panicum virgatum (switchgrass), 2519 nucleotides long. Its product is annotated as subtilisin-like protease SBT5.3. NCBI's taxonomy places the organism in Eukaryota, Viridiplantae, Streptophyta, Magnoliopsida, Poales, Poaceae. Gene Ontology annotation, biological process: proteolysis. The record is from RefSeq and is a predicted model, not a curated record. The coding region runs from base 1 to 2406 and encodes 801 amino acids. Gene Ontology annotation, molecular function: serine-type endopeptidase activity. The transcript is spliced from 11 exons.